AUGGAUGGUCCUCAGCUGUCUCAGAGCUGUGAACUAUCUCUACCCUGCUGUGCAGACGGGGGGCCACUGUUGAGCGCCAAGGCCCCCCAAGUCAGUGGUGUCAGAGUUCAGCUGGAGAUGCAUGCACUUUGGCAGCAGUUUGACCAGCUGGGCACAGAGAUGAUUGUUACCAAAGCUGGGAGGAGGAUGUUUCCAACAUUCCAGGUGCAAAUCUCAGGGAUGGAUCCUGCUGCUGAAUAUGUCUUGCUCAUGGACUUUAUCCCUGUUGACGAUAAAAGAUACAGAUAUGCGUUCCACAGCUCAUCCUGGCUGGUGGCAGGGCGAGCGGAUGUUAUUGCCCCAAGCAGGAUGCAUUUCCACCCAGACUCACCUGCCUGUGGAGCCCAGUGGAUGAAGCAGACUGUUUCUUUCGACACUCUCAAGCUCACCAACAACCUGCUGGAUGACAACGGACAUAUGAUAUUGAACUCCAUGCAUCGCUACCAGCCACGCUUCCAUGUGGUGUAUGUGGAUCCAACUCCCAACAGUCACUUAAACGCAUACAGGAACUUCUGCUCUUUUUCCUUCCCCGAGACACGCUUUAUGGCUGUCACUGCCUAUCAGAACCACCGGAUCACCCAGCUAAAAAUUGCAAGCAACCCGUUUGCUAAAGGCUUCAGGACUACAGACCCCCAGGACCAGGUGGGUAACUCCGGACCCUUGGCACUGUGGUGUCCACCAGAGGGCAGAGCUGAGCCCCUCAUCAUCAAACCUGGAGCACAGAGAAGCUGGGGCUCAAAGACUUCAACCAGACAGGAGGACCCAGCCCCGUUGUUGGCGGAGCAGUGUGGACUGUUCCACCCGUGUAAAGACUCUGUGGGACUCACCAUGGAGAGGAAAGAUGGGGACAGUGUAUUAGAACCGGCUUCCUUCCUCGCUAUUCCCUCCUACUGGGACUGGCCAGGAUCAUCUCAAGAGAGAGCUCUGAGGGAUGCAGCGGGGUGGAUGGAGGAGGAGGAGGAGGAGGUGAAAGACUGGAAGGCGGAUAACAGCAUGAACGGGUCUGGACAGGGGAAGGAUGCGGAUUACGGUAGCCCGCCGGCCAGCCUGCCUUCCGACGAUGGUUUCGGUCGUUUGACGUGA
This is a messenger RNA of Micropterus dolomieu (smallmouth bass), 1122 nucleotides long. Its product is annotated as T-box transcription factor TBX1-A. Gene Ontology annotation, biological process: regulation of transcription by RNA polymerase II; positive regulation of DNA-templated transcription; cell fate specification. The record is from RefSeq and is a predicted model, not a curated record. Gene Ontology annotation, molecular function: DNA-binding transcription factor activity, RNA polymerase II-specific; RNA polymerase II cis-regulatory region sequence-specific DNA binding. The coding region runs from base 1 to 1122 and encodes 373 amino acids. Lineage: Eukaryota; Metazoa; Chordata; Actinopteri; Centrarchiformes; Centrarchidae. Gene Ontology annotation, cellular component: nucleus. The transcript is spliced from 9 exons.